Messenger RNA from Apis cerana (Asiatic honeybee), 2416 nucleotides. Its product is annotated as putative E3 ubiquitin-protein ligase UBR7. The record is from RefSeq and is a predicted model, not a curated record. Gene Ontology annotation, cellular component: cytoplasm. Gene Ontology annotation, molecular function: ubiquitin protein ligase activity; zinc ion binding. NCBI's taxonomy places the organism in Eukaryota, Metazoa, Arthropoda, Insecta, Hymenoptera, Apidae.
AUAUAUUUAUGUCAGAUUUAUCUUUUUUCAUCUAUAUAGAUGAUAAUAUAUACAUAAAGCGAAAUAAAGUGCAUUAUACAUAAAAUAAAUAUUAAUUGUGAUUGUAAAAAAUUGAAUAAUUGAAAUUCCAGUAUUGAGGUAAAAAUUAAAUUCUUUAGAAUUAUUUUGGAAUAAAAUAUUAGAAAAGAAAUGCUACGUUAAUUAAAUAAAUUAAUAAAUUUUGUAAUUGUUAAUAGUUAAUAAAUAAAAAUUAGAUUCGUAAAAAGUAAGAGCGCUAUCAUCGCAAUAGUGAUUAAAUUGUAGGAGCUGAACGGAAGGAGUCGCGCAAAACAACACGGAACGUUAUAAGACGUGGUUUAGUGUUAUUUCGUUGGGAACAUUAUUUUUUUGAAUUUUUGUCGUUUUAGAAAUGUAAAUAAAGCAUAAUUAAUAAUAUCAAUUUGAAAAGUAUUUUAAUUGAACAGAGAUUGAUUAAAAGAAAAAAAAGUGAGGUGUGAGAUAUAUAAAUUAAACAAAAUGUCUGAAAAUGUUGAGGAAGUUAUCGAAGAAGAAAAUUCAGUUACAAUGUUAGAUGUACUUCGAGAAGAGAAUCAAUUAGAAGAAGAUGCGUAUGCGGUUUUGGGUGCAUCUGAUGACAAAAAUUGUACUUAUAGCAAGGGUUAUACACGACAAGCCCUUUAUGCAUGCAAAACUUGUUGUCAGAAAUCAAUGCGAGCAGCAAUAUGUCUUGCUUGUAGUUUUCAUUGUCAUGAAGGUCAUGAACUUAUUGAAUUAUAUACUAAAAGACAUUUUAGAUGUGACUGUGGCAAUUCGAAGUUUGGGGAGAAAAAAUGUAAUCUAGAUGCUUCAAAGGAUUCAAUAAAUUCUGAAAAUCAAUAUAACCAUAACUUUGAUGGUCUUUAUUGUAUUUGUGAAAGACCAUAUCCAGAUCCAGAUGAUACUGUCAAUGAUGAAAUGUUACAAUGUAUAAUCUGUGAGGAUUGGUAUCAUUCAAAGCAUUUAGAAUGCGAAAAGGAAAUGCCAGCAGAUGCUGCAUAUGAUGAAAUGAUUUGUGCUGGUUGUAUGAGACAGAAUGAUUUUCUUUGGAAUUAUGCCAAGAAAUAUACAGUGACAGAUGGUUCUAAUGGGGAUAAAGAAGAUGAUGAAUCAAUUAAUGUUGAAAACCAAUUGAAAGAAUGUACAAUGCCAAGAAAUAAUUCUGCAAAAAGAAUACCAUCACAAGGAAGUUGUUUUUGGAUAGAAGGAUGGAGAGCUGCUCUGUGUACUUGUAAAACAUGCAAAGAACUUUACCGAGAGAAAAAUAUCGCAUUUCUUCUUGAUCCAACGGAUAGCGUACAUGCUUACGAGGAAGCUGGUAAAAUUAAUAGCCGAGAAUCGCAAUAUGAAAAGGGUAUGAAAGCCCUUGCUUCUUUAGGUCAUGUUGAACAAAUGACGGCUAUCGAAGAAUAUAAUAAUAUGAAGGAACGAUUGAAACGAUAUUUGCAAAAAUUUGCUGAAAAUAAAAAAGUCGUACGAGAAGAAGAUAUAAAGGAAUUUUUCUCAGAAAUGGAAUCGAAGAAACGACCAAAAGUUGUGAUACCUACAUAUUGCCGUUGAAAUGUAUUAAUUGAAUAUUAUGGAAAUUUUUCGUUUCUAAUAGAAACAAAAAGUCGAUGUAUUGCAAAUACUAUUACAAGUAAUAUGUUCUACUUUUAUAUAUUUCGUUUAUUGCAAAGCUUAGUUGCGUGAUACUAAAUUAUUUCGGAUGUAAUUCUAUAUUGAAGUUUAAAUGUAACUUCCAAUAAAUCAUAACCUUUUUUCGAUAUGAAAAAACAAAAAAGAAAAAGGAAAAUGGAAGGCAAAAAAAAGCAUUUAAUUAUUUUUAAGAAACCUUGAUUUUGAUUUAUCUUUAACGUUCGAUGAUAUAAUUCAAUUCUUGAUCAUAUUUAAUUUACGGAUAAAGACAAUUUGUUAAGAUAUGUAAAAUACGAAGAAAGAAUAUCGAAAAUAUUGUAAAUACAAUAUAACUAAUAAGAUUCAAUAACAGAAAUAUUAUACAUAUUUCUAAAAAAAUUUUAAUGUGUUAUAACAACGAAAAACAAAAAGAAUAAAAGGAACAAGUAAGUAACAAUUCAAUAUCUUGCGAUGAAAUAGUCAAUAAAAUUUUCGAAGAACGAACUAUUUAAUUUGUUCAACGAAUUUUCAUUACAUUGCAGAAACUGUUGAUUCAUCAUGCAAUUGUAAUGGUAUCACCAAAACCGGCUGCGUAGGAUUUGGUUUGUCCGUAUAGAUAGACCAGGUUUUUUUGAUACAGUCAAAGAUACCUAUAUUUGUAUAAAUAUUUGAUCGAUACUUUUUAUGAUAAUGAUAAUUUAGUCACAUAAAAGAAGAAAAAAAACAAAUAAAUCAAAAAACCUACCGGUUGCUAUGGUUUUCA